Messenger RNA from Erigeron canadensis, 1512 nucleotides. Its product is annotated as NAC domain-containing protein 82-like. The record is from RefSeq and is a predicted model, not a curated record. Gene Ontology annotation, molecular function: DNA binding. The transcript has 5 exons. Gene Ontology annotation, biological process: regulation of DNA-templated transcription. Bases 248 to 1339 code for a protein of 363 amino acids. Lineage: Eukaryota; Viridiplantae; Streptophyta; Magnoliopsida; Asterales; Asteraceae.
UUUGCGGUUUUGCGGUUUCAACGAUCUGCAUAUAUGACUUUCAGUCGCCACCAUUAAUUGCCUCUCUUUCUCUCGUUUUCUACAAGUAGGGAUACUAAUGUAUCUAGAAUCUCAUUGCACACAACUGUGGUUAGAGGUGCUUGUGCACUGGUUUUUGAAUUGGGACUGCCAUUGGAGCGCUUGGCGGGAAUUUACUGCUAGUUGAUUUACGAUAUAUUAUUACUUUUACUUAAAAUAUUAUUACGUCAUGAGGAGGUGUCCAGGAUUUCGUUUUCAUCCUACGGAUGUUGAGCUAGUUAUGUUCCACCUAAAGAGGAAGCUAAUGGGGAAGAAGCUAGUGCCCGAAGUUAUUGCAGAGGUUAACAUAUAUGAUUUCAGCCCUUGGGAUCUUCCAGAUAAGUCCAACUUGAGAGAUGGCGAUUUGGAAUGGUUCUUCUUUUGCCCAAAAUCCAAAAAAUAUUUAAGUGGGUCUAGAACGAAUCGUUCAACUGAAGCUGGUUACUGGAAGGCUACUGGGAAAGAUAGGGAAGUAAAAUACAAGGGAAGAAUUGUGGCAAUGAUUAAGACAUUGAUUUUUCAUCUGGGUCAUCCACCAAAGGGUACAAGAACAGAUUGGGUAAUGCAUGAAUUCAGGAUGGAAGACAAGGAUCUGGCUAAUGCAGGAGUUGCUCAGGAGGCGUAUGUGCUUUGUAGACUAUUUGAGAAAAGUGGUGCAGGGCCACAAAAUGGUGCUCAAUAUGGUGCCCCCUUCAAGGAAGAAGAAUGGGAUGAUGACACUGAGGACGUCAGUCUGUCAGGGACUAUUACAGAAACAGUGAAUCCGACUGGAAGCUGUUCAACUUUGUGUGAGAUUAACUGUACUGUACCAGAACCCUCUAUUUCCCCAUCUUUUGAAAGUGAGAGGCAUUUGAAGAAGUCUACUGUAACAUCUUCGGCACAUCUUGGUCUGCUUGGGGUAAGAGAAAUGGUGAUUCUGAAUGCAGGCAGUUCAUCGGUGAUGAACCUGAACUUGACUGAACCAGGUCCAUGUACCAUCACAUCUUUAGGAAAUGAAAGCUAUUAUGGGCCUACUAAUGAUGAUGCCUUGCUUACUUCUGAAGACAUUGCUUUACUUCUUCAUAAUGACACUCAGGAGGUGGAAAAUUGCAAAGGGAAGAAGAUCAUGACUGAUGCGCGUAAUGAAGAUGAUGUUAUUGUUUUGGACCCGGCUGCCUACAGUACAUUAGAUGACCUGAGCCUAGAUGGAUUUGACAUGUUCAAUGUUGAUGGAUCUGCUAAUGAUCCGAUGGAUGCAUUUACGCUUGAUGAUCUUGAGGAAGAUCUCAAUAAAUUUUUCUAGCAUUGAUCUAAUCUGGAUACACUGCACCUGGUUUUGUCUUGAUCAUAUGUGGGAUGACACGUUUUAGAAAUCUCUGUUUUAGUUCAAGUACUAAUAUUUUCUAUUUGUCUUUAUGUUUAAGUGUUUAACCUAAACAUUUCCGAUUUACUAUUGUUAUUUUUAACUUUCACAAA